This is a messenger RNA of Anopheles marshallii, 571 nucleotides long. RefSeq names its product mesencephalic astrocyte-derived neurotrophic factor homolog (gene Manf). Gene Ontology annotation, cellular component: endoplasmic reticulum. The coding region runs from base 1 to 546 and encodes 181 amino acids. The transcript has 4 exons. NCBI's taxonomy places the organism in Eukaryota, Metazoa, Arthropoda, Insecta, Diptera, Culicidae. The record is from RefSeq and is a predicted model, not a curated record. Gene Ontology annotation, biological process: neuron projection development; dopaminergic neuron differentiation.
AUGGUUGAACGUAGUUUUCUCAAUGGCCGAUUAGUGCUAUUAGUGGGCAUUUUCGGGCUGAUACUGUUCCUGCUUCCGCAAACGAUUGCAUUGCGUGAAGGCGAUUGUGAGGUAUGCGUUAAGGCGGUAAACAUGUUUACGGCAACACUCUCGGAAGAAACGAAAAAGGACACCAAACGGAUAGAGGACGAAUUCAAGGGUUUUUGUAAAAAGGCCAAAAACAAGGAACAACGUUUCUGCUACUACCUUGGAGGGAUGGAAGAUUCUGCCACCGGAAUUCUGGGUGAGCUAUCGAAACCAAUCAGCUGGUCGAUGCCGGCCGAAAAGAUCUGCGAGAAGCUGAAGAAGAAGGAUGCUCAAAUCUGUGAUUUACGAUACGACAAACAAAUCGACCUGACCACGGUCGAUCUGAAGAAGCUAAAGGUACGCGAUCUCAAGAAGAUUCUUUCCGACUGGGAUGAGGAAUGUGACGGGUGCCUGGAAAAGACUGAUUUCAUCAAGCGCAUCGAGGAGCUGAAGCACAAGUACGUGAAAACGGAACUGUAACAACCGUCACCGCCUGCUACGGAUC